GUUGAAAGUACAAAAGCCAUAGCUGUAAGUCCUACUUAAAAAUAGUUCCAAGUCUGAACUAAGCUGACCGGAGGCGAUGAAUAAUCGACCGUUAAACUCUCUCCGGCCAACCGAAACCCUAGAACUCGAAAGCGGGCUCUCUCUAGUUCCACGAAUUAAGCUUCUCUUAACAGUCUACCGUGCUGACAAGUCAGUUAAUCCGAUCGACGAGUGGAAGUUCAAGCGAUCACUGAUCGAUUACAUAAAAUCCUCAUUCUCCAUCACUGUUCCUGAAGAGGACCUCGAAAUCCGGCGAUUCAAAGAUCUCAACAAGCGCAAGCGUGAGGAGCCGGUGGCGCGGGGUCGCCUUUUCGUUCACGACUUAGGGUUUCUGUCGAAGGUGAUUGGUGAAACUGAGGAUGAUGUGGAGAGAGCUGAUAAGAAGUUUCUAGAAUGGAGGAGAGGGUUUGUGGAUAAAUUGGAUGGGAUUGAGUUGAAUUUGGAAGGUACGAAGUUUAAGUUGAAUGUUGCUGUGCCGGCGUCUGAUAAUUUUGAAGGAAUGAAGAAGGAGUGGGAAGAGAUUAUUGCUUUUGGUUCUCGUGGAUAUCAGAGGAGUGCAAAGAUGCAGCCAGAUACAAUCGUGUUGAAAGGUAUGCCAUCACGAUGGUUUGCAGAGACGAGGGUCUCAUCUAAGCCCUCUAUGCUGGUUACUCACACAAUUGUUUCUGCACUUGGAAAGAUAAGGAAUCUUCAUGUUGCUGAGGACAAUAGUAUAGGUGACGAUGCAGAUGAAGAAGACAUAGUUUCUGGUCUUCAUUGUAAGAUUGUAGUACGGUUUGAGAAACACAAGGACUUCUAUGACACCUUGAAGAUUUUGUGUAGUCGCUCAUUGCAAAAGCAAGGAUCGCGACUCAGAGCUGAUUAUGACGUGACUUGGGAUAAAGACGGAUUCUUCCGAGAUGCUAGACAUCAAAUAGAAGAAAGAAAGAGAAUGCCAGCUAGAGGAGUGGAAGAAAGAGAUGAAGGUCAUAGGCAACAAUCGCCAGUAUCUCAAUUUAGUUCUGAGGAAGGACGGCGAAAGAGAUUUAAGGAAUAGGGGCAGGAGUGUUAUGUUUGUCACCUUUGGAGAAUCCCCUGAUCAAAACGGAGACCUGAAGAUGAAAUGUAGUUUUUAAAAGGAUCAAGACAUGAUAAAUUAUCUGAUUCUAUUAUGUGGCUCUAUUUUAACAGGUAUAUGUUCCUUCUACAGAGCCCAAGUUGUACCUUCUUCUGAAUUAAAAAAAUGUGUCAACUUAAUUUAAUCUUCGAAAAAGCUCUCAAGCAAUUGGCAACCCACAUGCCUUUGCUGUUGCUUUGUUAUGAGCAAGUCAAUGCCUUUAAAUUCUA
Solanum dulcamara is the source of this 1365-nucleotide messenger RNA. RefSeq lists its product as uncharacterized. The record is from RefSeq and is a predicted model, not a curated record. Bases 77 to 1075 code for a protein of 332 amino acids. The transcript is spliced from 5 exons. NCBI's taxonomy places the organism in Eukaryota, Viridiplantae, Streptophyta, Magnoliopsida, Solanales, Solanaceae.